Molecule: messenger RNA, 1603 nt
Organism: Mercenaria mercenaria
Lineage: Eukaryota; Metazoa; Mollusca; Bivalvia; Venerida; Veneridae
Product: zinc finger protein 862-like
Exons: 6
Coding region: 673-1272 (199 amino acids)
Molecular function (GO): protein dimerization activity
Source: RefSeq, a predicted model, not a curated record
AGCUAAUACGAUAAAAGAAGCCAUCAUAGGAUUCCUGCACAAGAACCAGCUACCGCUAGAUAAACUUUGUGCCUUCGGCAGUGACCGUGCUGCAGUUAUGGUUGGGAGAAAAGCUGGGGUCUCCAGACAUCUCCAGAACUUGGUGCCACAUCUCAUCUCUAACCACUGUGUUGCUCAUCGCUUAGCUCUUGCUGCUUCACAAGCCGCUGCCCACAUCAAGUACCUUGAUAAGUUUAAGAAGAUCAUCGAGCAACUCUUCAGAUUCUACAACUUCAGUGCUGUACGAACAGCAUCCUUGAGGGAAAUUCAGACUGUCCUGAAUGAGCCAGCUGUGAAGAUCACUGAGGCCAAAGAUGUUAGGUGGUUGUCUCAUGAUAAGGCCGUGCGAGCACUGAGGCGUUGUCUUCCAGCAGUAAUUACCAGCCUUGAAUUUGAAGCCGAAAAAGGUGAUGCUCAGGCCCAGGGAUUGUCUUGCUUUGUACAACACUACGAGUUUGUUGCUGCUCUGCUCAUGAUGUCAGAUGUUCUGCCAGUACUCUCAGCUUUGUCACUGCCUUUCAGACCCGAGAUGGUACAUACAGUCUGGUUGGUAGCCUAGUGUUGGGAACCAUUUCCACUGUGAAGACUCUGAAGGAAAACCCGGGGGAGCACUUUCGCAGCCUGUCCACUGUGAUGUCAGACCUUGUUGAUCAGCCAUUCAAGUUCCAUCCCCCCACAGACAGAGAGACUGAGCACUUCAUGAAGAAUGUGUACAACCCUUUCUUCGACUCUAUUGUACAAAAUCUUGAGAAGAGGCUUCCAAAUAUUGCGGAGUUAGAGGCAUUCUCUGUAUUCAGUCCACAGCUAUGGCCAGAAGACAGUGAAGAGUUUGCCGGGUAUGGGAAAGAUGAGAUUCAGAUGCUGUCUGUCCGAUUCCAGUCAUCAUUAAAUUGCCAAGCUGAUGUACAGUCCGAAUUCCAGUUGUUGAAGAACACUGUCCGCAAUGACCAGAAACUUGUGCAAGAACCAGCCAGCAAGAUCAUGGAGACAGUAGCAGGGCCUCUUUCAGAAACACUUCCCAACCUGGCCAAACUGGCAUCUGUUGGUCUCAUUAUCCCAACCUCUACUCCUGAUUGUGAAAGGGGCUUCUCAGCACUGAAGAGAAUCAAAACUGACAUAAGGAAUCGUAUGAAGGACUGUACACUGAACUCUCUUCUGCAGAUGGCAAUCGAAGGCCCAGAGGUCAUCAAAUUUCCAUACACGUACCACUGCAGUGGACAAAUGGGCUGGUAGAAAAAACAGGAGACUAAAACUUUAAACAACAAAUUUGUGCAGUGCUAAGAUUGUGUUGUUUAUGUACAUGUACAAUGAAUAUUGAGCAGUGAACAUUUUCAGAAGCUUAAAAUGGAUAGGUUAACAUUGGCAUUACUAAGCAGAUAAACUCCAAAGGAAUAGAAGACUGAAGCUUUAAACAGCAAAUAUGCGCAAUGUUAAAAUUGUGUUGUUUCAUGUAAUAUAAAUAGUAAGCAUUGUCAGAAACUAAAGUUUACAUUGUCUUCAGCAAUUAACUACAGAGGAAUACUUUCUCUAUUUGUUCUUGUUGUGCAUGAAAAUGAUGCUUAUU